CACUCUAGUGAAGGCUGAAUUCAUCCUCGAGCUUGAACAUUCCAAAUCAUCUGUUUGCUGGCGAUGUAAACUGAUUUGGCAGUGUAAUCGCUGCUCCCAUUGAUGAUUGUCGACCAAAGGAUUCAAUGAAAAAAUGGUGAUCUAUGGAGUUUACAUAGUGAGUAAAUCCGGAGGGUUGAUUUUCAAUUUGGACCACAAUGUACCGAAGAUAGAAACAGAAAGGACAUUCAGUUAUCCCCUAGAAAUCAGCUUGGAUUAUGAACCUAAAAAAGUAACCGUGUCUUUUGGACAAAAGGAUGGAAUCAACGUUGGUCAUGUUCUCAUUAGCGUCAAUGGUAUCCUGGCGAACGGAUCGAUACUGGAAGACGGACGUGACAUCAAGGAGCUAAUCGAAAACAAGGACAACUAUCCGCUGACUUUGAAGUUCAGCCGGCCGAAGAUGACAACCAACGAGAAGAUAUUUCUGGCCAGUAUGUUCUAUCCUCUGUUUGCCAUUGCCAGUCAGUUGAGUCCAGAGCCGAAAAGCAGCGGCAUUGAAGUGCUGGAGGCCGACACUUUUCGGCUGCAUUGCUUUCAGACGCUUACUGGGGUGAAGUUUAUGGUGGUUGCAGAAAAUAUCCAAUCCGGCAUGGACAUUCUGUUGAGGAGAAUUUACGAGCUAUAUGCUGAUUAUGUGUUGAAAAAUCCUUUUUACUCAUUAGAGAUGCCUAUUCGAUGUGAGCUGUUUGAUGUUAAUUUACAGGCGUUGCUGGAACAGGUAGAGAAAAGUGGUGUUGCUAGCAUUUAGGAUAUAACGAAAUAAAAAUCGAUUUAAGGAAUUAAUUCAAACACUAU
Malaya genurostris is the source of this 834-nucleotide messenger RNA. RefSeq names its product trafficking protein particle complex subunit 4 (gene Trs23). Gene Ontology annotation, biological process: endoplasmic reticulum to Golgi vesicle-mediated transport. Lineage: Eukaryota; Metazoa; Arthropoda; Insecta; Diptera; Culicidae. The coding region runs from base 134 to 787 and encodes 217 amino acids. The transcript has 3 exons. Gene Ontology annotation, cellular component: TRAPP complex. The record is from RefSeq and is a predicted model, not a curated record.